AUGAAUCCAAACAACGAAAAGGGUUUGGACGAAGCGGACGUCUCUCGAGAGGAGAUGACGGACGUCAAGCACCCCGAGGCAUUUGCCGAUCGUAAAACUUCUUCGGCAGCGGUAGUGGAAGAAUUAGAAAGAAAAAGAACCAUGGAUGAGGACAUAGAGCAUCACCACAAUGCUCAAGACACUUUGAAAGGAGCUCAGCAGGCGACGGAUGGGGAACACUCCAUGACAAUUCGAGAAGGGCUACGCAAGUACCCGGCAGCCUGCGGAUGGUCGCUUCUUUUUUCUGCUGCGUUGAUCAUGGAGGGUUUCGACAAAGCUUUCUUAACAGCCUUCUUUGCGUUCCCAGAGUUCCAAUUACGCUAUGGCGAGUUCCAACCCAAGACAGGGGAGUAUGAAAUUCCUGCCAGCAUCCAAGCGGGCAUAACAAAUGGUGUUAAUGCUGGUCAAAUAAUCGGUCUUCUCGUCAAUGGUUGGCUUGCGGACCGGUUCGGAUAUCGAUAUGUCAUGCUGGGAUGCCUCUUUCUGAUGGUCUGUUUUAUCUUUCUGCAGUUCUUCGCCGCCACCAUCUACAUGUACAUGGGGGCUGGUGUUCUGCUCGGCGUGCCUUGGGGUGUCUUCCAGACGUUGACCACAACAUAUGCGUCCGAAGUGACCCCAAACGUGCUUCGACCUUAUCUCACUUCGCUAGUGUCUAUGUGCUGGAGUAUUGGUUAUUUGACGGGGACCAGUACGUUACAAGGUUUUCUGAAGAUGAAAGGCCAAUGGGCCUACCGUAUUCCCUUUGCUCUUCAAUGGGUUUUACCAAUACCACUCGCUAUUGGUAUAUUUCUGGCGCCAGAGUCACCCUGGUGGCUAUACCGACGAGGCCGCAUUGCAGAUGCCGAGAAAUCUCUGCGACGAUUGCAGUCCAAUGUGAAGGAAGAGGAGCUGGCGAAUACCAUGUCAAUGAUGGAAUACACCAUCAAAAUCGAGAAUGAAAUGGAGACCACCAGUUCUUAUUGGGACCUAUUCAAGGGCGUCAACCUGCGUCGGACCGAGAUCACCGUCCUCACAUAUGUCGUCCAAGAACUCUGCGUACCCCUUGUAUCUUAUAUCGUCUACUUCUUGAAACAAGCCGGCUUGCCCACAAGCAUGUCGUUCACUUUCGGAAUUAUACAGUAUGCCUUGGCCAUUCUUGGGGUUGUCAUCGCGUGGUUCCUUACUCCUAGAAUUGGAAGACGAACACUAAUUCUCUGCGGUACCUUUUUCAUGGCCUCGACUUCAAUGCUGAUCGGUUUCCUCGGUAUCCCAGAUACAACGAAGCAAACCCGACUUGCCUACGCAAUCGGAUCCAUCCUUCUUAUCGAGUACUUUGUCUUUUUCAUAACCUGUGGUCCGAUCAUUUACACAGUGGUGACUGAGAUUCCGUCGAACUAUCUUCGAACCAAGAGUGUAGCUCUAGCUAGAGCAACAUACAACCUCAACGUUUUGAUUUAUGGCCAACUUGUACCUCGCAUGAUCCAAAGAGCGGCUUGGGGGUGGGGCGCCAAAUCUGGAUUCUUUUAUGGAGGUUGUAUGCUCUUUGGCCUUGUUUGGGCCUUCUUCCGCCUUCCGGAAACCAAGGGCCGUACCUUCGCUGAGAUCGACAUCCUUUUCAAGAACGGGGUCAAGGCACGAGACUUUAGCAAGACCAAAGUCGACCUUGCCACACAGACGGUUUCCCGAGACGGUGAAGUGGUAGAGGCAAAAUAUGUUCUCUAUGUAUAG
Messenger RNA from Glarea lozoyensis ATCC 20868, 1746 nucleotides. Its product is annotated as MFS general substrate transporter. The transcript is spliced from 5 exons. Gene Ontology annotation, biological process: transmembrane transport; carbohydrate transport. The record is from RefSeq and is a predicted model, not a curated record. Bases 1 to 1746 code for a protein of 581 amino acids. NCBI's taxonomy places the organism in Eukaryota, Fungi, Ascomycota, Leotiomycetes, Helotiales, Helotiaceae. Gene Ontology annotation, molecular function: carbohydrate:proton symporter activity. Gene Ontology annotation, cellular component: membrane.